Truncatella angustata is the source of this 1439-nucleotide messenger RNA. RefSeq lists its product as uncharacterized. Lineage: Eukaryota; Fungi; Ascomycota; Sordariomycetes; Amphisphaeriales; Sporocadaceae. The coding region runs from base 239 to 1303 and encodes 354 amino acids. The record is from RefSeq and is a predicted model, not a curated record. The transcript is spliced from 5 exons.
CUCAUCGCAUCUUUUCGAGGUUCAGGAACAGUGAAGGACGAUUACAAAUUGAGAAUCGUCUCGUGGCGAGCUCUACGCACGGAAUGUGCUAUAUAAGCUGUAGUCAGACGGAGCCAGCAUCAGAAUUAUGACAGCAAAUACACCACAAAUUUGUUCGCGGCUACCAUCCCAGCCCAACUACGGUCCUUAUCGUGAGACACGCAUCCCAAUCUAAUCGUGUACCUUGUGUUUCUCUCCAAUGGGUGUACUCGUCGACCACCUAUACCAGACAUGGAUGAAAUGGAACCCCAUACCCCUUCCGCCACCUGAUACAUUCUCAGGACAGACCGCAGUGGUGACCGGCGGCACCGGCGGUCUCGGUCUGGCCGCGGCGACACAUCUGAUCAAUCUGGGCGCAUCUGAGGUUGUUAUCUCGAGCCGGAACCCAUCGCGCUCACGGAAGGCCUUGGAAGCGCUCGAAAAAGCCACAGGAGGGAAGAGUAGCGGCAAGGUGAAAGUGCUCGAGCUGGAUAUGGAAAGUUACGAAAGUGUCGUCAGCUUUGCAAACAAGGUCAACGAUGUUAAGAGAGGUUUGGGGGGUGUUGAUGUCGUGAUUUUGAAUGCAGGUACCAUUGGUACUGAUCCCAUAAUUGCGAAAGAAGGAUGGGAACAGAAUAUCCAGGUCAACACGCUUUCCACCGUUCUUCUCGCCUCUCUCCUCUUACCACAGAUGAAGUCCGAGAGAACGAAUCGCUCAACGCCAGCCCACCUCAGCAUUGUAGGAUCGAUGCGCUUCGUGGACCCGGAUAUCACCGAGUGGGCAACCUGGCAGUCGGAGAAGAACGAGGGCGUACUCGAGCACCUGAGCAAGCCUCCGAACUGGCCUGGACCGCAGCCCAUGUACGCAGCCACCAAGCUGCUGGUCGCGUAUGCUUUCCGGGAACUAGUCGAGCGGGCAAUCGGCGCUGACAGCCACAGACCGGAGGUGAUACUCAACAUCUUGUGUCCGGGCGCCGUCAAGACGGACCUCGCGCGCAACUUCAGAGAUAAGAGCGUCGCCUUCGUCAUUCUGGUAGAGGUCUUUCAAACACUAUUUGGCAAGUCACCCGAGGACGGCGCGAGGACGUACAUGGCCAGUGUGACUACCAGUGAAAGCGAACAUGGCAAGUUUGUCCAGUUCUACAAAAGUGAGAGCCAGAUGAAGGUUUUAGAAAGAAAAGUGAUUACAUCGGCUGCGGGACGGGCAAUGCAGACUCAGGUUUGGAAAGAGAUUACUGCCGAGCUGGUAGCCAAGGCUCCAGAGACGAGUGCGUUUUUGCAAUGAUAUUUGCAUAACCAUAGUUUUAUUGGAUAGUCUAAUAACACUUAUAUUUCAACAACUCUCGAGUCUGCUUGAUCCUUUGCGCCUGGCUUUUCAUCGAGACGUGCCCUUGAGCAGAUGCCAUAUAGUUGGUGGCUUA